Leptidea sinapis is the source of this 4626-nucleotide messenger RNA. Its product is annotated as putative fatty acyl-CoA reductase CG5065. Gene Ontology annotation, cellular component: peroxisome. Gene Ontology annotation, biological process: long-chain fatty-acyl-CoA metabolic process. The coding region runs from base 127 to 1695 and encodes 522 amino acids. The transcript is spliced from 14 exons. Gene Ontology annotation, molecular function: alcohol-forming very long-chain fatty acyl-CoA reductase (NADP+) activity. The record is from RefSeq and is a predicted model, not a curated record. Lineage: Eukaryota; Metazoa; Arthropoda; Insecta; Lepidoptera; Pieridae.
CACAAUGUUCACAUUGUAACUUGUACGUUCUGCAAUAAUAUCUUAUGUGACUUUGAGUUUUGUGUUUGUUUAAGUGUCAGAUAUCUUCCGAGCAUCUGUUUAACCAUUAAGAAGUAGUGAACGACAAUGGCGUCGGCAGAUAUGACAGCCGCGCAGAUGGAAGACCUCCCGGACAGGAUCGCCGGCACCUUCAGCAACAGAACUGUCUUCAUCACCGGCGGCACCGGCUUCAUGGGCAAGGUUCUGGUGGAGAAACUCCUCAGGAAAUGCGGUGACAUUCGGAAGAUAAUUCUGUUCGUGAGGUCUAAGAAAGGCAAGACUCCCAAGCAGAGACUGGAGGAGCUUCUCAACGAUGCAUUAUUCGAGAAGGUGCGCACCUUGCGUGGUGGAGUUGAGCCGCUCUUGGCAAAGCUGGCCAUCGUAUCAGGUGACGUCAGCGAGCCGGACCUGGGGCUGAGUGAUGCUGACAGACAGAUGCUGGUGGAUGAGGUGGAUAUCAUCGUGCACGCUGCAGCCACCGUGCGAUUCGACGAGGAGAUGAAGAAGGCGGUAUUGCUGAACGUUCGCGGGACCAAACUUGUCUUGGAACUGGCACGGCAAUGUAAACAUCUGAAGCUUCACAUCCACAUCUCGACGGCCUACUGCCAUCUCCACGAGAAGCUCCUGGAGGAGCGCGCCUACCCUCCACCCGCAGACCCGCACCGCAUCAUCGACGCCAUGGAGUGGAUGGACGACGACACUAUUGCCGCGAUCACCCCCAAGUUGCUCAGUAAGCUGCCCAACUCGUACGCGUUCACCAAGGCCCUGGGCGAGGCGCUGGCGGUGGAAGCCAUGCAGGACAUUCCUGUCAUCAUCCUGCGACCCUCCAUCGUGAUACCAAUAUGGCAGGAGCCAGUUCCGGGAUGGACUGACAACAUCAACGGACCCACCGGCCUGCUUAUUGGAGCUGGUAAGGGUGUGAUCCGGACGAUGUACUGCAAGGGCAACAGCUACGCCGACUAUCUGCCCGUUGACAUCUUUAUCAACGGAAUCAUGAUUACCGCGUGGAACUACUUGGAGUGUGGAGACACGAAGUCUAACGUCAUCAACUUCACGUCGUCGGCGGAGAUCAAGGUGACGUGGAUAGAGAUGAUUGACGCCGGCCGGGAGAUCAUCAUGAACAGAGUGCCGCUCAACGGAGUUGUCUGGUACCCUGGCGGCUCCAUGAAGCAUUCCCGCCUCUACCACAACAUCUGCGCAUUCUUCUUCCACUGGCUGCCAGCGUUGUUCGUUGAUACGCUGCUCUUCUGUUUGGGAUAUAAACCUGUGUUGAUGCGGGUCCAUCGUCGCAUCAGCAAGGGGUUCGACGUGUUCGAGUACUACACCAACAACCAGUGGGACUUCAAGUCGGACAUCGCGCAGACCGUGAGACAGAAACUCAACGAGAGAGAGAGACGGGACUACAAAUGCGACGCUGUCGGUCUGGACAUCUCCAAGUACUUCGAGGACUGCAUCCGAGCGGCGCGAGUGUUCAUCCUGAAGGAGUACGAGGACACGCUUCCAGCUGCCAGGAGACAUAUGAACAUUAUGUGGUUCGUGGAUCUGGUCACCCGGUGUCUGUUCUGGGGGCUGCUGCUGUACUGGCUGAGUGGCUGGGCCACUUCCACCUUCUCAUCUAGUAGCCAUGAAGUUACACCAGCCAUUAUGGUGGAAUAACCACAUCUGACGGUUGAUUUGUCCUCGAUUUGGAUUUUCCAUCUUCCCGAAUCAGAUAGUAAAUAUUUGAAUGGUACUAUACAGAUUUUGAAUGUAGGAUCCAAAUAUUAAGACUUAGUAGUAAGUUGUAUAAUAAUAAUGUAACUUACGGUUAAAAGCUGUAGAUAACUCUUUAGACAUGACUGACUUUCUAAUUCUUAUUAUUAUUUUGUGCCCUACCCCCUGACUAGUAACUUGACGAUACAACUCUGUCUAAAUAUUAUAUAGACAGUACAUAUAUAUUUAUGAACGUGGAUCGUGAGAUGUAUACAGACUGGUAGAACGUAACAUUAAAUGUAUCAUUCUAACUUUCAUUGCAAGUUCGCUGCAAGCGUGGACGCUUAACUACGCAUUUACUACGAACCUCUCGCGUACUGUAUCUGUUUCCGCCAUUUAAGGCGACACUAAAUGCCAGCGACCUUGAGCGAUAUGAGUUCACGGCUGCCGGCCCGCCAUCUAUGUAACAAAGCCAAUAUUUUCAAAAUUCUUGCGUGGAAAACAGUUUAUAUGCUUACAAUCCCCGUUAUUCACUACUAAUCUGAAUAAAUGAACCUACACAAACAAGUACAAGCUAUAAGAGUAACUUUUCUGAGAGAAGUACCAAAAAAAUGCGUCACGCCAUGCAAAAAACUUGUUUAACUUCAAAGAAAAGUGGUAGUUCAAAAAGGCUUGGCAGUGUUAACUAUAACCAACAACAAGCAUAAGCAACCUACAAAUAAGACUUAAGGAUAUGUGUAACAGGAUUAAGUAGUGUUCAUAGCUCCAAAUGCUAUACUUUCACCACAAAACUUGUCUAAAAACACCAUGUUUGCGUGUUUUCUGCUUACUCUUCGCCUUAACCGUGAACGUGCCGCUUUGUGUUCGUUUGAAAAACCGACAAAUCACGGGUCGCUCCGUACGCGGCUUCUAAUGCUCGUAGCGUGCGUGUGAAAUGUACAUAUCGCACACACAAGACGUUCAAACUUUGAGAAAUUCUUACAAAGUGUAACCUUUUAUGAUACUUUGCAGCAAUUUGUACGGCAAAUUCUUUCAUUGCAUGAUACAUCUCAUGUUACAUUUCACAAGUCUGUACGCACCAUAAGACUUACAGUGCAAAUAUCCGAUGUCCGCGUAAGUCCGAAACUACGAGUGACUUUUUAAAUCUGACUAACUGCGUGUAGUGAACAUAACUCAUGGAUGACAAUUAUUAGGGAUUUUAACUACCAGCGAUUGUGUUUCACAAUCAUCGGAGACCUAUUCUUAAUCAUAGAUAUAUUUUAAAGUAUUAAACAUUUAUUCCUCCUUUUGUCAUUGUCAUUAUAUAUGUUAUUGGUUAUUCAUGUGUCAAUAAGGUUAUUUGUAAUACCCGCCUAAAUUAUCUCUGGGCCUGAAUUCGAUGACGUCAUCGUCGCUUUGUUACGGUGUCCAAAACAAGCAACACUAGGAUAUUAUUAUUAAUAAAAAAAGACGUGUGGCACUCGGGGACUGCCGCGGUAAAGCUAUUGCAUAGCAUUUUUUAUCAACUUAUGCAAUUAUAAUUAUUUAUUUAUUUUAUUUAUCCAGUAUUUUUUUUGAUAAAAUUAAUUAAAAAAAAGCAAACGGGAAGUGAGAAAAAUUUUACUUGCAAUAUUUGAUUACAGACAGACAGAGGGACAGGUGAAACUAAAUAAAAAAUGCUUGUCAUAAUGAUAAAAAUUAAAAAAACGUGAUAAAAAAAAAAUAAAGAAAUUAAAAAAAAUCAAGACGUACCCCAGGCUCGAAUUCUGCACAAAAAGCAUACGUGUAACCACUGUUCCACGGCAACUGUAAUGACCGUAGCGAAAUAUCUGUAUAGAUCUAGUAAGUAAGUGUUAGGUUAUUUUCGUUACGGAAUUUCUGGAUUCGGUCUCCACGCUCAAGGCCCGCGAUAGAAGCUAUGCAAUAGCUUAAUAAACAAAGAUUUAUUUUAUGUGUAUUAAAGAGCGAUGUAAGGGUAUUGUGUUGUGGUGCUGAUCAUUAUUAUAAUAAUGAUGAAAAAUCAAUGAAAGAAUCUGGGUUAAAUAAAAAAGGUAUUUAUUUUUCUGUCAGACCAUUGUACACUUUGCGACACAGAACAACAGAAACUUUUUUUUUAAGAAAAUAAGGGAUCAGACGAGCAGGACGUUCAGCUGAUUGUAAUUGAUAUGCCCUAUCCAUUACAAUGCAGUACCGCUCAGGAUUCUUGAAGAACCCAAUAAUUCUGAGCGGCACUGCAAUUGCGCUCGUCACCUUGAGACAUAAGAUGUUAAGUCGCAUUUGCCCAGUAAUUUCACUAGCUACGGCGCCCUUCAGACCGAAACACAGUAAUGUUUACACAUUACUGCUUCACGGCUUCAUACUGGUAAACUACAGAAUUAUUAACAACAAAAGUCUAAACGUAACAAUAAAAACUUCAAAAACAAAGCAGUGAUAACAUGAAAAUAUCACGACAUGUACCUAACGGUAAUGAAACUGCAAACCGUACUGAUGCAACAAUAAGAACGCGUGAGGUGAAAGGGGAUCGGAGCUUCAGAGCCAGAGAUGAUGUGGCCGUUUAGUAGGACUUUAUAAUGUUAUUAAAAUUCGGAUAAGUUUAAUGUAAAUACGUUAGUUACCUUGACAAUAUUUUAAAGUGUCAAAACGGUUUUUCUCUACUAGAAAAAAAAACGUUUUAGGUACAUAUUAUAUGUAAGUAUAAAACAGGAUUUAUGAAUACUUAAGAAAACGUGUUUUCCUAGAGACCACAGUGUACCUACUUAGAAUAUUUUAAGUAAAUGCAAAACAUAACAGCAAACUCCAAAUAUGCUUAGAUACAAAAAUAUCCCAUCAGACAAUAUUAUGGUGAAAGUAGAGAAGAUAUUAUUAGUAAUAUUUUAUAGCUUUUGUAUAUUUUUGUAAUAAACUAUUUUCUAUAUA